Aethalodelphis obliquidens (Pacific white-sided dolphin) is the source of this 5544-nucleotide messenger RNA. Its product is annotated as zinc finger protein 160-like. The record is from RefSeq and is a predicted model, not a curated record. Gene Ontology annotation, molecular function: DNA-binding transcription activator activity, RNA polymerase II-specific; RNA polymerase II cis-regulatory region sequence-specific DNA binding. The coding region runs from base 104 to 1693 and encodes 529 amino acids. NCBI's taxonomy places the organism in Eukaryota, Metazoa, Chordata, Mammalia, Artiodactyla, Delphinidae. The transcript is spliced from 4 exons. Gene Ontology annotation, biological process: regulation of transcription by RNA polymerase II. Gene Ontology annotation, cellular component: nucleus.
AAACGGAAUGCUUACAACGAAGGUCACACUGCAGAACAUCGACCUCUAAAGACUCCUAUUGCCUGAGGAAGAAGCCUGGAAGAGGAAAGAAAAGGAGUCAGAAAUGGCUCUUUCUCAGGCACCGUUGACAUUCAAGGAUGUGGCCAUAGAAUUCUCUCGGGAGGAGUGGGAAUGCCUGGACCCUGAUCAGAAGGCCUUUUAUGUGGAUGUGAUGUUGGAGACCUACAGCAACCUGAUCUCCCUGGAUAUCUCUCAUAUACAUGUGAUCAAGAAAUUACAACCAAGAGCAAACAGUGAUAGAGGAGAAGUAUUCCAAACAGUGAUGUUGGAAAGACAGAAAAGCCAUGAAAUGAAACAUUUUUACUUCACGGAAAUCCAGGAAGAUGACUUUGGGUGUCAGUGGAAGGAUGAUGAAAGAAAUUACAAAGGAAUGUCUGUAGCCUGUAAGGAAAAUGUAAUUCACAGAAGAGAUCGACAUAGUAGGUGGAAUUCAGGAAAGAAGCCCAUUGAAAAUAGGCUUACAUUAAGCUUUCAGGAUGAAUUGCAUGUAUUUAAGAACGAUAUUUACAAAUGUAAUGAGUGUGGCAAAGCCUUUAAUCAUGGCUCAUCCCUCCGCAGACACCAGAUAAUCCAUACGGGAGAGAAGUUAUAUAAAUGUGGGGUAUGUGGCAAUGUUUUUCGUCUAAAGUCACACCUUGUAAGUCAUUGGACAACUCAUACUCGUGAGAAAACUUACAAAUGUAAUGACUGUGGCAAAAGCUUUAAUCAUGGCUCAUCCCUCCGUAGACAUCAGAUGAGCCAUACCGGAGAGAAACUGUAUAAAUGUGAUGUAUGUAGCAAAGUGUGUAGUCAGAAUUCCUCCCUUAAACGUCAUCAGAGGAUUCAUACCGGAGAGAGACCUUACCAAUGUAAUGAGUGUGGCAAAACCUUUAAUCGUGGCUCUCACCUCUCCACACACGAGGUAAUCCAUACAGGAGUGAAAUUAUGUAAAUGUGAUGUGUGUGGCAAAGUCUUUAGUCAAAAUUCAUGCCUUAGAAUCCAUCGGAGAAUUCAUAACGGAGAGAAACCUUACAAAUGUAAUGAGUGUGGUAAGGUCUUUCGUCAAAAUUCACAUCUCGGAAGACAUCAGAGAAUUCAUACUGGGGAAAAACCUUACAAAUGUAAAGAGUGUGGCAAGGUCUUUAAUCAAUAUUCAAAUCUUGCAAGUCAUCAGAGAAUUCAUACUGGAGAGAAACCUUACAACUGUAACGUGUGUGGCAAGGUCUUCAGUCAAAAUUCAAAUCUUGUAAGUCAUCAGAGAAUUCAUACGGGAGAGAAACCCUAUAAAUGUAACGAGUGUGGCAAAUUCUUUAAUCAAAAGGCAUACCUUACAAAGCAUCAGAGAGUUCAUAAUGAAGAGAAGUCUUACAAAUGUAAUGUGUGUGGCAAGGUCUUCAAUCGAAAUUCAAAUCUUGAAAGUCAUCAGAGAAUUCAUACUGGAGAGAAACCUUACAAAUGUAAUGAGUGUGGCAGGUUCUUUUCUCAAAAGCCAAACCUUGGAAAGCAUCAGAGAGUUCAUACUGGAGAGAAAUCUUACAGAUGUGAUGAGUGUGGGAAGGUCUUCAGUCGAAAUUCACUUUUUGCAAUUCAUCAGCGAAUACAUAAUGUAGAGAAACCUUUCAACUUUAAUGGAGUUGAAAUGCCUUUACUCUGAUCUCAACCCUCACUAAGUAUCUGAUAAUUUAUACGUGAGAGAAACCAUGUAAAUGUGACAUAUGUGGGAAGGUCUUCAUUCAAAAUUUACACCUUACAAUUCAUUGGAGAAUUUAUAGUGGGGAGAAGCUGAGCAAACGUCAUGAAUAUGGCAAAGAUUUUGUGCCUGCAAGCCUCACUUUCUAUCAGAUAAUCCGUAGUGGAGAGAAACCUUACAAAUGUAAUGAGUAUCUCAACGUCUUCAGUCCAAAUUCAUACCUUAAGAUCUGCCAGAUACUUUAUACUGGAGAAAAUCUUUUCAAAUAUAAUGAGUGUGGCAAAUCCUUCAGUGUUCUGUCAAGCCUAACUUACCAUCAGGUAAUCCAUACUGGUGAGAGACUUUAAUAAUACAGUGAUAUGACAAGGCUUCUAUCAGGCAUCCACAUCUUACGCUUCAUUAGAAAAUUCAUUCUGAAUAGCAACCAGAUAAAUGCAUUUAUUGUGGCCAGGCCUUAAGAGGAGAAAUUUAUUAAUUAAAGAACUCAUUCUGGAGAUUACCUCACAAAUGCCACGAAUGUGAAAUAAUAAUCUUAUUUCUCAGGUAAGACAGUUUAUAUUUGUGAGUGACAGACCACCUGGAGAACAGUGACCAAAAAGAAGUGGGAGCGUCAUCCUUUUCACCUAACAGAAGUCCAGAGGGUGUAGUGUGGGGUGUGAUGGGUCCUCUGCUCCUUCUUCAACCAUGAGCACUUGGUCCUCACCUUCCUAUAGUAACAUGACUGCUGUAUGACUGAGAAGGGUGAAGGUGGAGGGCAAAAAGCCUUUUCAUUUUAAGAUUCUGUCUUGUUUUCAUGGAAACAUUCAUCCCAGAUAUAUUCUCUUUGGGUCAUGCUCUUGUGACCUGUCUGAGAACUCUGCAUCAAGUUCUGGAUUCUGAAGAUUUUAUUCUAUACCGUUUUUCCUAAAUCUCUUAUAGAAUAAAGUUUUAAACUUUAUUUUAAAGCUUUAACUUUGAGCUAAUAUUUGUACAGAUGUAAAGUUUAAAUGGAGAUCUCUUUUUUUUUUCUUCUUUGAAUAUUUCAUUGAUUAGCACCAGUGUUGGAAAGUCCUUCCUUCAUUGAAUUGGCUGAGUACCUUUGUCAGAAAGUGGUUGGAAGUACACUUGACCUUUGAACAAGGCAUGGAGUUAGGGUUUUAGACUCAUGACCAGUUGUAAAUUAACGUAUAACUUAAUGUUGUCGCUCUCUAUCCGUGGUUCCACAUCCUCAGAUUCAACUGGCCACAGAUCCUGUAGUACUUUGGAAAAAAUGCCCAUAUAAUUGAAUCCACACAGCUCACACCUGUGCUGUUGAAGGGUUAACGGCACUGAAGUAGGGCUCUUUCUGGUUUCCACAUUCUGUUCCAUUAGUAUAUUUUGUCUGUCACUGCACAAAUCCCACCCAGUCUUGAUAACUGUCACUAUAUUAGAAAUCUUGAGGUCAUGUGGAGUGAUUCCAGCCACUUCAGUAUUUUUCAGGUAUUUUAGCUCUUCUAGUUCUUUUGCCUUUCCCUAUUAUUUUUAGAAAAAUCUUGUUUGAAUCUACAGAAAUCUUGAUUGAAAACACACUAAACCUGUAUGUCAAUUUGGGGCAUUUUAAUAUAAUUCCUAUGUUGUGUCUUCCAGUCAAUCUGGUAUAUUUUGUUAACAAUUCAAUGAAUAUGGUAUGUUUCGCUCAGAUGACCUAAAUAGAAGGUCAUUUUGUUUCAUUAAGGUUGUAGGUUUCAGCAUAAAAGUCCUUACUUUGUUAGAUUUACACAUUUUCCUUCUACUUUUACUUUUUUGAGCAAACAUCGUAUUAUAUAUUUAAUUUCAAUUUCCAUUUGUAAAUUGCAUGUGUGUGAAAUUACAGUGGAUUUUUGCACAUUGUACCCUGACACCUUGCAAAUUAUACUUUUUCUAGAAAUUUGUAUAGAUUGUUUUGAUUCUCUACAUACAUUAAUUUAUUAAAUUUUCUGUUUCUACUGUAACAGAUUACCACAAACUGAGGGCCUUGAAGGACCACAGAUUUAUUCUCCUAUGGUUCUGGAGGCGAGAUGUGUAAAAUGACCCAAAGCACUGUGCUCCUUCUGGAUAUUCCAGGGCAGAAUUUGUUUUCUUGCCUUUCUUGGAUGCCAGAAGCCACUUACCUUCUUUGUCUCAUGGUCCCCAUGUGUAUUCGCAUGACACUCUUUCAAUUAAUUCAUGAUGUUAUUCAGAUAUCUUCUUAUAUCACGUGGGCAUUUCCUGAACACGUUGUUUACAUUAGGACACCCUGUCACUCUCUCAUUGUACGUGUACACCUUCAUCGUACUUAACACUAUCAUAUCUGAUUUAAUUAUUGCUGACUUUCCCUUGUAGAAAAUAUAUGCUCCUUGAAGGCAGUGUAUUGAUUUUGUUUCCUGCUAGAUAUCCAGUGACUGGAAGCAUUCCCAACUGACAGGUGAGUGAAUGCGUUUAUCAGUGCAAAGAAAGUUUGUGUAAUGCAUCGGCUCAUAGGUCAGUAAGUCAAAUGGUCAGAUAAACAUGUAAUUAUGUUGCAUUUGUGGCCUCACAUUCUUUACUCCAUUAACAUUACACCUGAAUGUUCUGAACAUUUGUCAUAAAUUCUCACAGUAUGAUUUAUUCACACGUUGUGAAAUUUUCUCCCACAUGGGCUCAAAAGAUCUAACUCAUCAGUGGAGAGAUGUCUUCAUGAAGUAUUUUUCAUCCACAACAUUUUAAGUUUAGGAUUCUUUCAUUCGUGCUCCAUUCCACACCCGUGACAAAAUAAUAAUUCUGUUUCUCAGGUAGUAACUGAAAGAAGUAAGUUUAUCAUUCUCACCAAACAGGAAGUCCAGAGGGUGCCGUGGGCGGUGUGAUAGGUCCUCUGCCCCUUCUACCGCCGUGAGCACUUAAAGUCUUCAGUGUCUUCAUAGCAACCUGGCUGCGGGAUGACGAAGAAGGCUGAGAGGCAAAACCCUCUUCAAUUUUAGGUUUUGUCUCAUUUUCAUGGAAGAUUAUUAGCCAAUUGCAUUAAAUGGCCACUGUAAUUUUAAUAAUAUGAAAUUUCAAAUUUCACAUUUCCCUCUUGAAUAGAGAAAAAAAGUAAAGGGAAAAGGUGUCAGGGACACAUUAUAUCAAAAGACUUUCUUCUUUAUCGUGAUAGGGUAAUAUUCCAUGUAACACUGGGCUACUCUGAUGUUCAGAAUGUCAAGGAAAGUUUUUAGAGCCCUUGUGUUUUCUAACUCACAGAUUUCUUUCCUUUCUGCUGUGUCUGAUUCUAAACACACUUAAAUCAUUCUCCAGUUUUUUUUUUUUUUUCAGCUGUACCCUGCAGCUUGUGGGAUCUUAGUUCCCUGACCAGGGAUUGAACCGGUGCCCUCACAGUGAAAGUGCCAAGUCCUAACCUCUGGACUGCCAGAGAAUUCCCUCUCCAAUUGUGAUGUAGUUAUUCUGAUUCCAGUAUCAGGGUAAGAAGUAAAGGAAUCCAUUUUGAGAUGUUUUUUAUCCAUGCCAUCCUACCUGAAUGUGAGAAAUAUACAAAAGGCUUGUAGUUGGGAAAUACUCUAAUAUCACCUCCAAAUAUAUUUUAAUAUUAGACUCUAUAUAGUAAUAUAACUGCUAUAUCAUAACUCUGAGAUGUUAAAUAUUGGGGAAGGAACAUUAAAUAUUUUCCGUGAAGUACUAGAGGCUCAAAUAGGAUUUACUUGCUACUAUACAUAAAAUAGAUAAGCAACAAGGAUUUACCGUAUGGCAUAUAAAAUUACAUUCACUAACUUGGAAUAACCUACAAUGGAGAUUAAUCUGAAAAAAAUUUAUAUAACUGAAGCACUUUGUGGAACACCUGAAACUCAUACAAUAUUGUAAAUCAGCUA